CAAUAGAUAGAUAGAUAGAUAGGCUAAGCUAUUAUAUCAGGAGCAAUGGACUAUUUGAGAGAUCUAUGAAAACCACCAGCCAUCCUGUGGAGGGCGACAGUGCGCCUUGAAGCGUUUAAAUUGACAAUCUCAGAGGAAGAAAAAGCAAAAGCUGAAGCAACAACUUGAAACUGCAGCAACGUUACUAGCUUCAUGCAAAACAGAUUUAAAACCAGUUCUUGAUUUAAUCAAGGAUGCUGCUGCGGCUACUCGCCCCGACGUGGUGAUCUGACUCUAAAAUCUGUCAUUUCUGGAAAGAAAAAUGCCUCGAGACUCAAGUCUGGAGCCUGGAGUUUAGAGAAAGGUGGACUUCUCAUUGUGUUGAAGGCUAUGAGUGUCAGUGAUGGAGGACAGUCAAUGUGGGGACUUGGACUACAUGAUCCAAGAUGAGGACACUUUGAUUGAGGGUGUCAGCAACCAGGUCUUAUUUGUUGUGGUGCUCAGUGUCACCUUCCUUGCAGGCCUUCUCACUCUGCUCUGCAGACAAGAGGAGCAGAACAUUCAUCCUGAGAAUCAGGAGCACGUUCGAGCUGUCCGACAACAGCUCCAAACAGAGCAGGAUGAAAAUUCUCAGGCAGAGGCCAGGCAGCAGUAUUACACAGACAUGUCUUGUCCUGUAUGUUUACAGCAGGCUGUUCUGCCUGUGGAAACCAAUUGUGGACACCUUUUCUGUGGCUCCUGCAUUAUAGCCUACUGGAGGUAUGGCACGUGGCUGGGUGCUAUUAACUGCCCCAUCUGCAGACAAAUGGUAACAUUGCUCUUCCCACUAUUUCAUGAGCAUGCCACACCUCAGAGGGUCCAGGAUGGCGAGGCUGAACCUCAGCUGAUAUUAAGAGACAUUAACGAUUACAACCGCAGGUUCUCAGGCCAACCAAGAUCUUAUAUGGACAGGCUGCGAGACGUGCCCACCCUGCUUCGUCAUGCCUUCAGAGAAAUGUUUUCCGUGGGUGGCCUCUUCUGGAUGUUCAGAAUUCGGAUUCUUCUCUGCCUGAUCGGCGCUCUCACGUACCUGGCCUCGCCGCUCGAUAUCCUCCCCGAGGCCCUCUUCGGUCUCCUGGGAUUCAUGGACGAUUUCUUUGUAAUCUUGCUUCUCUUUGUGUACAUCUCUAUCAUGUACAGAGAGGUGGUUACACAGAGACUGAACGGCUAGGUGCUCGCUCACCAAAAGUGGCCUCAAGCUCGCACGUGUCAGGCUCAGGGGGAAGAGGGGAACGCAGCAUCUGAUGUGGACAUGUGAAGACUGAACAAACGCUUAAAGGACAGUUGAUCAAUAAUGCUGGAGAAGUGUUAGUAACAGAUUGAGCUAUGAAUCUUUUUUGUCUAUUCAGCUACUUGAGGGACAUCCCUAACUGACUGACUAGCAUUACUGCCAAUUAUAUGACAGCAUUGCCAAAAGCAGCAGUCAUUUAUAUAAUGUGCAUAUCAUCAUAAUGAGACAACUGUAUGUAAAUGUAUUGAUAGCAGUGUCUUGAUAACAUGCAUUUAAAGUUGACUGUCUGCAUCCUGAUUGUCAACUGUUUGUUAAAAUGUGUGUUAUUGGAACCAUAUUAAACUGAUGAGGCACUAUGUAAGUAA
This is a messenger RNA of Micropterus salmoides (largemouth bass), 1614 nucleotides long. RefSeq names its product ring finger protein 170 (gene rnf170). The transcript is spliced from 7 exons. Bases 383 to 1189 code for a protein of 268 amino acids. NCBI's taxonomy places the organism in Eukaryota, Metazoa, Chordata, Actinopteri, Centrarchiformes, Centrarchidae. Gene Ontology annotation, molecular function: ubiquitin protein ligase activity. The record is from RefSeq and is a predicted model, not a curated record.